GGGCAAGAGAUCAUUCAUGGGAUCGAUCAGUGAGUGACACAGAUCAUACCAAGUGACUGACAAGUGUCAUUCAUCAAGUCAGGUGGGACAUGCCAGUCGGCACACACGCACACACACACCACACAUACACACACUCACACACAUCCUAGGUACCACACACACACAGACAGACAGCUGGCUUGGCCCGGCACGGGGGCGUCCCGACCGUCAGUUAAACAGCUAACGCUCCACACACGGUGGAGGUCGGUGUCGCAUACAAGGCAGGUGCUAAGGGAGAAAAAAGGCAUCAAUAUUGAUAGUGCCGCCGAUUUGCAGGCAGGCAGGCAGGCAGGCAGAGAGAGGCAUCCAUCCAUCCAUCCAGCCAGCCAUCCAGCGAUGCAGCCAUGCAAGUGCGUCUCAUGGUCAUGAGAACACUCACUCCUCAUCCAUCCAUCCAGCCAUCCAUCCAUCCAUCCAACCGUAUCCCCCCCUCUAAGCAUCAGUCAGUCAGUCCAUCCUCCUCCGUCCCUUAUCAACACCCACUCGCCCGCCCACAUCUAGGCAGGAGGUUUACUUCCUUGCGCUACGGCUGCCUCGCCGGCACCCCGAACGAGAUCAUAAAAGAGAUUGACACUUAUGAAUGAUGGUGGGACGUGUGUGUGCGUGUGUGUGUGUGUGUGUGUUGGGUAUUGUGGACGUCGCCGCCCUCUCUUGCGUUCAUCGAAGCGGGGCUCGUGACGACCCCUCCAUCCGGCCGAUGCAUUCGAACGGAGGAGUCGUCUCUCCCACCACAACAACGCCCCACAAGGGAAGAGAGGCUCACCACACCACAGCCACACAGGAGAGAGAAAACACACAUACAGCAGAGAGUCGGCCAGGAGUAUCGAUGCGGACAACACACAGUGAGUGUGAGUGUAUCCGUAGAUAUCGUUAGUUACUUAAAGUGUGGCUGUCCGUCUCCAUAUCUUCCUGUCGUCCCGGUCGACCCGGCAGGCAAACGCCCUCUCACGGCCCAUGCUCAUGGAUGAGAGGGUGCUUGGUCCGCGGAAGGAUCGGUGCGACAGCAAGAGACGAAGAGACGAAUACCAGGACCAACGAGCAGCAUACAGCCAGCCACACAAAACCGAAACUGCUACGCCAUCCAUCCCAAAAAGCAAAGCGUCACUGACUGAUCCGGCCCCCUCCACCCCACCCCACACACGCUACGCCUGACUGACACCACAGCACCCCAGAGACGGGCAGGUCGGAGAAGAGAGUCAGGUAGGUGGGCAGCCGGCCGCCACACAGCCACACCACACCUUGAUUGACAUCACUUGGAUGGUGGCCGUCGCGAGGAGGAUCUGUUGUCUUGUUGUUUUGGCGGAGCUCUCCGCCCCGGCGGUACCCAUCCGCCCUCCGCCGCCCCCGUGCGCUUCUUGGCCCACUGCAUGAACACCUGCUUGCCGUCCACACACACCUCCUCCGAAUAAUAGGCGUCCAGCACGUCUGAUGACACACACACACACAGGGGGGUCAAGUGCCAUGCCGCCGUGGAUGGAAUAAUGGGGGUGUCCGUGCCUGCUGGCGGUGAAUUACCUUUAGCGGCUUCGUAGCUUUUGAAUUCGACGAAGCAGAAUGGGGUGAGGGCCUUGCUGCUGGACUGGGGCACCAGGAUCUUCUCGAUGUCGUCGUCACCAUGGAAGAUCUACACACACACACACAGACACAGAGACAUCACACCACCUCCAACAUGCACCUGUCGACUAGACAGGCCUCUCUCUCGCUUUUCUUUCUCUCACCCGCUCGAAGACCUGCUCAGCCGUGAAGUUAUUGGGCAGUCCCGAUAUGUAGAGUGAGUUGGCGUCGCCCUGCGGCGGGGCGCCGAACCGCUCACGAUACCGUGGGCCGCCGCCGAUGCCGCGCAGAGGUGGUGAGUCAGGCAGAGGCGGCCUCUCCCGCAUGGCUCUCUCCCGAUCGAUGUCGCGGAUGAUGGGGGGCGAUCUGGGCGAGUGGUGGUGGUUGAUGUAGUCGGGCCGCCGGAGGGGUGGCUCGCGCGGGAGGGGCCGGUCGCUGUCACGGGGGGGAGCGGAGGGGGACCUGCGCAUCACACACAGAUAGAUACAGACAGAGAGGAGAGCAAUCCAUCCAUCGAUCGAUUCCAACCAUCAGUGCAUCGUGUGUGCGUGCUGUGCUUGUUGUGUGUACCGUACCUGUCGCGUCUUCUAUCGCCAUUGUGCAGUGGGUUGGGUGUCGGCCUCCUGUCCGACCGGCUGUCGUCGCUGUGGUAGCGCAUCCUCUCCCUCUCCCUGUCCCUAUCACGCUCACGCAGGCCCUCCCGCCCACCGUUCAUAUGAUGAUGAUAAGGCGGGUACAGCGGCGGGCCAUCUCUGUCGAAGUCCCUGGGCGGUGGCCGGUCCCUCUCGUCAGCGUACCUCCUCCCCUCUGGAUGAUAAGCGUAGGGGGGAGGCGGCUCCCGCAUGAAGUCCCGCUCCCGGUCUCUAUCUCCUCGCAUGCCGCGGCCAUUCAUCAUGAUCAUGUCACGGGAGGGCGGAGGGUUGAAUGGCGAGCGGGACCGAGACCGAGAGCGGUGAUGGCGCGAGUCGCCGCGCCGUUCCAGCCGCUCCAUGGACGUCGGGAAGACAAGUGAAGUGGACGCCACGGAUGCAGGGUGGGGUCUGGGGAUGUGGGAGAUGGGAGGGAGAGGCUGUCUUGUCUUGCCCCUCAGUCGUCAGACGUCGAUGCUGACAGUUUUCCAGCUGCUGAUUGUUUUCC
Messenger RNA from Vitrella brassicaformis, 2730 nucleotides. Lineage: Eukaryota; Vitrellaceae. The record is from the annotation of a GenBank genome assembly.